AUGGUCACCUACAUCGACGUCCCCUCAGCUCCCGGCCGCCUCUCCUAUAUCCUGUCCACGCCGGGCAAGAAAGUGGCCGCAACCGAAAUCGAUCCAUCAUUUCCGACAGUACUUCUCUGCCAUCAACCAUGGGUCAAUAUGUAUAUCUACUAUCCUCAAUUUGAAGACCCCUCUCUAAAUGAGCACUUCAAUCUCCUCGCCAUUGACUUGCCCGGCCAUGGGUUGAAUCGUCUCAAGGAACCUCUGGAAGGCGAAAUCACAUGGCCCCGGAUGGCCGGGCUCUUCUAUGAAGGUCUUCAAGCCUUAGGGUUGAAGAAAGUUCACCUCGUGGGGAGCGAGGUAGGGACCUUGGCACCCAUGCAUAUGGCCAUCGCCCACCCGGAGAUUGUCGAAAGCUUGACUUUGGUCAAUCCGCCGGGGCGGACAGAUCCGGAGUCGGUUCUCUUGGGCUAUGCAGAAUGGUUCGCGGUCCAAGACGAGGUUAGAGAUACCGGUAACCCCGAUCUCAUCGACAUUCUAAGCGCCAUCAUGUUGGGGUUUUCUACGGGCCAGACGACGAAUUUGAUCCUGAGAGGUCUCUCUGACGAACUGGCAGUCUUUGCGAAAGCCAAAAUGUUUCAUGGAGAGAUGAGUUCAUCCCAUCAGGAGCCACCAAGCAAGUCUGACAGAACAUGCCAGUUUGUGCCCUUUCACGGCGUGUUCAUGCCACUCCUUAAGGACAGAUUCUCGGCGCCUUCCCCAGAGGAGCUCUCAAGGUUGGACGUCCCAACCUUGAUCAUCGAAAACGUCGUCAUAGGGGACGAAGAAGAGAGCGAGGCAAGCGAAGACGUAUGGGUCGACAUCGUUGACAAGGUCAAUGCUCUCGCCGCUUCACGUGGUAAGCCUCCUCUUGCAACACGCCACACUCUGGUCGGAGAGGCGAUCAGCAGAUUUCACGCCACCUCUCGUUGGACCACGUUGACACAUCCCGAGCUGCUCACGUCGCUUCUGAAAGACUUCUUUGUCAAAACCACCUCUUCCUCACUCUUUAUUCACACCGAAAGCCCUCUUGGCCGUUGCCAACCUCGCCAGAAUGAAACCGCAUUCGACGUUGGAGACAUCUUCAACUUUCUUCUCGAUCCGUCAAUGGCAUCGGCAAGUCAGGCAGAAGUGAAGACGUGGGCGGAUAUGGUGAGUGAGAUGGAGCAAUGUGGAGGAGUGAGUAUAGAAGAGACAGAGGUGUAUGUGGAGGUCGAGGAGUAG
Cryptococcus wingfieldii CBS 7118 is the source of this 1242-nucleotide messenger RNA. RefSeq lists its product as hypothetical. The transcript has 6 exons. The record is from RefSeq and is a predicted model, not a curated record. The coding region runs from base 1 to 1242 and encodes 413 amino acids. Lineage: Eukaryota; Fungi; Basidiomycota; Tremellomycetes; Tremellales; Cryptococcaceae.